AGAAACCGUGUCAAAGACCUAGGUCCACCGAUACCAGGCACUAACGGGCGAAACAAAGGCUGUCAGACUUAGUCGCUACAUCCAGUUACAGCGUGAGCAGAUAGCCACACACCGCACAAACAAACAACACUCUUCUACUUACCACGACCAUAUUCCAUCUCGCCUUACCUCUCCCAUCGUACUACUUCACUUCUAUCGCAUAUCUCGCGUCUCCACCUCGCCUGAACGCGCCACCGAGACCGACGGACGCGUCGCCACAAUCGAACACAGCUAUCAUCCAUCAUCUACGAACGACCUUUGGUUAUCACAGAUAUGCUUGCACCCGCCGCCCGCUGGAUGGACGUCGGUCGUUGUGGCAAUUCUAUUCCCAGAUAUGCCUCGGGAACCUCUUUGUCGCGAUGCCCUGCGGUGAAGGCAUCACGGGCCGCAUCGUGGGAAACGUUGAGCACGAGCUUCAAACCGACUGUCACAAGACCAACCGACGAAGGCGCCGUGUUCACAUCUGUUACCGCAGCGAUAUUCAACCUUGACGAUAAUGACGAAAACGUAUAUAGCCAGAUCGAGCCUGUUUUAGCCGUAUCGACCUCAACCAGCGCCACCACAAAAUUCAGUAUCGAUGUCUUAGACGCCCCGGGGCCGGACCUUGACCAUGUUGCCACCUCGUGUCAGCUAUUCCCAGACUUCCAGCGUCUACUCCCGGGAUCCGAGGAUGACCUCGAACUCUCAGACUAUUCUGAAGACGAAGAGUUUGUUUAUAUUCCUACCAUGACUUCUCAUGCCUUCGAAGACCCUGAAGAAACUGAAGUAUUCGACAAAUCCGCCGAUGACAAACUACUUCAAAAUGCGUUUAAAACGCCAGGCAACAUAGUGGUCGAUUGCGUCAAUCCCGAAAAGGCCCCACACAUUGUCAUAACACCUGCAGAAUCGACGCCAUACGACGACUAUAUCGCAUGGGGAAACCGGGUAGACUUUCAGUGGCGCGGAUGGUUAUGUGUACCACCAACAUAUAUUUCCCGAACAAGCCUCCCUUCAAUAGCACUAGAUGCUCAAGCCGACAUACUAGGACCAGCACCCGACGUCGACCCGCUGAUAGCUUUUAAAGCGAAGAAAGUUUUCAGCUUAGCCAAGUUUACUCGGGUUGUCGAGGCCGCUGCCACAGAGCGUCUCAUAAUGUAUCACAUUGUAACUGCUUUGCAGCGGCACCUUGUCAAAGCCGUGGCUUACGUUGCCGCCGCCCAAGCCCUGCUCCUCUCUCAUCCACUUUCUCCCAUAAAUGACCCUUACGAGUACCAAUGGACAGACCCAGCUAUUCCACUUCUUCAGGCCCACUCCCACACCCUCGGCACUCUGGUCCUUGACUCCAUCAAGCCCUUCAGGGCGCCGCAUAUCGUCAUCACCUUUGCCCCACCCGAAAACCCAUGGAUAGCAUGGGAUAAUCGAAUAGGCGUACAAUAUCCCGGAUGGCUGGCCGUCCCAGGGAUUCCUUUUAUGGGGUACUGGGACGACGAGGAUUCUUUAUCGGAUGAUCACUCCGUAAUGGAAGUCCCGAGCGAAGGCGACGAUGAUGUUGAUUUUUUGCAGGCUGCCUUUGAUCAGGAGGUUGACAGGGACGAAGAGUCGGAGCCAGAGACGACACCGCCUGGCACGCCUGAGCAAGAGACUCCGGUUCGCUUGGAAACCAUCAAGGAGGAGGAGGAGGAUAUAUGGGGAGAUGAGGACGAAGACGAGCUACCUCCAUUCGAUGACUGGUAUCAGCAAAUUGCCCAAAGAAAUGGGGUGCAGGUGCAAUGAUCUCCCUGUCCUGUUCCUUUGCGGUUUUGCUUUCGUGCUUGUUGGACCUCUGUUCGAUACCCUCAUAUCUUAUACCUCCAUUUGUACAACCACUCAUCCAUGACAACAUCUUCUGUAUUUCUACAUUCACAUCUGUUUCCAUAUACUUUCAAUCACACUUGUACAACACAACGUUAAGAAGACUGUAGUGUUCAGCGCAGAAUGAACGGUAUUUUCGGGAUUUGAUGGUACGAUUUCUGAGUUCCUAAACUGACUCAAUUGUCGAAUCAUCUCAUCAGUAUUCAGCGCAAGGAAUGGGAUC
This is a messenger RNA of Desarmillaria tabescens, 2092 nucleotides long. RefSeq lists its product as uncharacterized. The record is from RefSeq and is a predicted model, not a curated record. Lineage: Eukaryota; Fungi; Basidiomycota; Agaricomycetes; Agaricales; Physalacriaceae. The transcript has 6 exons. Bases 313 to 1791 code for a protein of 492 amino acids.